UUUUAAUUGGGAAAAUAGCGUAAAACGGCGCUAUUACUGUGAUGGUGCUAGGGAGGCGGUCGAUAGUGGUUGGUGAGUUGGACCGCACACCAUACCACCGUUAUUUCCUGGAAACAUUUGUGUUUAAAGUCUGAGCAAAAUGCAAGUUAAUUUUGUGUUUAAUCCUUCGAUAACAAGUUUAUAUGAAAGGUGCUAUUACAACUAAAUGACAAGACGGGUACACAGAGCUGAUUCGUUUGUCGGUGGAUAUCAUGUAUUACUAACGGAAAGAAUGUCUCAAUGUGCUGAGAUCCCGGACGUCCCAGAGUAGGACCGACACAAAACUAUGACUGUCCAGUCGUCAAUGUUCUGGGCUGUCGUUCUAACGAUAUUGUCCACAGGACGAGAUGUGACGUCACAGAACCUAGCCUGUUAUGACUGUGAGGAUACAUUCACGGAUGUAUGGGAUCCGUACACCGACUGUCAGGUCAGACUAGACCGAGUAGACAACAAGACUUGUCUGGAGAGCGAAGAGUACUGUCUGGUUGAGCGGAUCACUCUUAAGAAAAUGACCAUAAGUAUCAAGCGUUCAUGUGCAAAGGAGUGUUGGUACGGAUGCCGAGCAAAGGGAAUCGGGGUGACACAGGUCAUGUGUACUUCAUGUUGCCAAGAGCCUAACUGUAAUGUGGGUAAUAAUUCUCCGUCUGCUUCCUUCGAAUCCAGUCACAUGAUGGUGACAUUCCUCUUGAUGACGUACUUUGGAAGACUUUUUGAAAGAAAUAUCGAAUGACAACGUUUUGUCUCGAUAAUACUGAUUGAUACUGAUGGUCGGACAUUAUCCAGUGGACAUUAUCGAGAAUUUAUGCAUGUCGAUGUAACAUGACUUGAUAUAUAUAUGACCCAACUACAUAGUACAGUCACCACCGUCAUAAACCUCCACCUCUACUACCACCACCUUCAUAGCCCUCCACCUCUACUACCACCACCGUCAUAAACCUCCACCUCUACUACCACCACCGUCAUAAACCUCCACCUCUAUUACCAACACCGUCAUAAACCUCCACCUCUACUACCACCACCGUCAUAAACCUCCACCUCUACUACCACCACCGUCAUAAACCUCCACCUCUACUACCACCACCGUCAUUAACCUCCACCUCUACUACCACCACCGUCAUAAACCUCAACCUCUACAACAACUACCGUCAUAACCCUCCACCUCUACUACCACCACCGUCAUAAACCUCCACCUCUACUACCACUACCGUCAUAAACCUCCACCACUACAACCACCACCGUCAUAAACCUCCACCUCUACUACCACUACCGUCAUAAACCUCCACCUCUACUACCGACACCGUCAUAAACUUUCACCUCUGCUACCAUCACCGUCAUAAACCUCCACCUCUACUACCACUACCGUCAUCAACCUCCACAUCUACUACCACCACCGUCAUAACCCUCCACCUCUACUACCACCACCGUCAUAAACCUCCACCUCUACUACCACUACCGUCAUAAACCUCCACCUCUACUACCACCACCGUCAUAAACCUCCACCUCUACUACCACCACCGUCAUAAACCACCACCUCUACUGCCACCACCGUCAUAAACCUCCACCUCUACUACCACCACCGUCAUAACCCUCCACCUCUACUACCACCACCGUCAUAAACCUCCACCUCUACUACCACCACCGUCAUAACCUCCACCUCUACUACCACCACCGUCAUAAACCUCCACAUCUACUACCACCACCGUCAUAAACCUCCACCUCUACUACCACCACCGUCAUAAACCUCCACCUCUACUACCACCACCGUCAUAAACCUCCACCUCUACUACCGACACCGUCAUAAACCUCCACCUCUACUACCACCACCGUCAUAAACCUCCACCUCUACUACCACCACCGUCAUAAACCUCCACCUCUAUUACCAACACCGUCAUAAACCUCCACCACUAUUACCAACACCGUCAUAAACCUCCACCUCUACUACCACCACCGUCAUAAACCUCCACCUCUACUACCACCACCGUCAUAAACCUCCACCUCUACUACCACCACCGUCAUAAACCUCCACCUCUACUACCACCACCGUCAUAAACCUCCACCUCUACUACCACCACCGUCAUAAACCUCCACCUCUACUGCCACCACCGUCAUAAACCUCCACCUCUACUACCACUACCGUCAUAAACCUCCAACUCUACUGCCACCACCGUCAUAAACCUCCACCUCUACUACCACCACCGUCAUAAACCUCCACCUCUACUACCACCACCGUCAUAAACCUCCACCUCUACUACCACCACCGUCAUAAACCUCCACAUCUACUACCACCACCGUCAUAAACCUCCACCACUACUACCACCACCGUCAUAAACCUCCACCUCUACUGCCACCACCGUCAUAAACCUCCACCUCUACUACCACUACCGUCAUAAACCUCCAACUCUACUGCCACCACCGUCAUAAACCUCCACCUCUACUACCACCACCGUCAUAAGCCUCCACCUCUACUGCCACCACCGUCAUAAACCUCCACCUCUACUACCAACACCGUCAUAAACCUCCACCUCUACUACCACCACCGUCAUAAACCUCCACCUCUACUACCACCACCGUCAUAAACCUCCACCUCUACUACCACCACCGUCAUAAACCUCCACCUCUACUGCCACCACCGUCAUAAAAACCUCCACCUCUACUACCAACACCGUCAUAAACCUCCACCUCUACUACCACCACCGUCAUAAACCUCCACCUCUACUACCACCACCGUCAUAAACCUCCACCUCUACUACCACCACCGUCAUAAACCUCCACAUCUACUGCCACCACCGUCAUAAACCUCCACCUCUACUACCACCACCCUCAUAAACCACCACUCAGCUCUACAACCACACAGCUCUACAACCACACAGCUCUACAACUACACAGCUCUACCACCACAUAGUUCUACCACCACAUGUAGCUCUACAACCACAUAGCUCUACAACCACAUAGUUCUACCACCACACAGCUCUACAACCACAUAGCUCUACCACCACACAGCUCUACAACCACACAGCUCUACAACCACACAGCUCUACAACCACACAGCUCUACAACCACAUAGCUCUACCACCACACAGCUCUACAACCACACAGCUCUACAACCACACAGCUCUACCACCACAUAGUUCUACCACCACAUGUAGCUCUACAACCACAUAGCUCUACAACCACACAGCUCUACAACCACAUAGUUCUAC
Molecule: messenger RNA, 3239 nt
Organism: Pecten maximus
Lineage: Eukaryota; Metazoa; Mollusca; Bivalvia; Pectinida; Pectinidae
Exons: 3
Coding region: 326-769 (147 amino acids)
Source: RefSeq, a predicted model, not a curated record